UGUUCAUCUUUGAAGCGUGGAUACGCUUCAAAGAUCCCCCUAAUGUUUGUUUGUUUUGUUGUUUACUUUUAUGUCCCCUAACUCAGAAAAGUGUUGAGAAGCUUUCUUCUCCUUCAAAGUAAAAGUGUUUCCUUAGCUUAUUUUUUUCCAGUUGUAUUUUGAUACUUUGAGAGUCCCAGGAUUUCAUCACAAAUGAUACCAAGUACAGCAGUACUUUGUACCCCUGAAGUCAUUCUUUAGUUUCACUAUUCAGCCCUCAGUCAGAACAGGGACCUGGUGGUUUAUAUCUUUAUAUGGACUUCAUUAAAGUCUUAUCUCAUCACUUCAUCAGUUAUGGUUAUUUGCCCUGACGGAGGCCUUAGGAACAUAAAGCAUCUAGACGUGGUUAGCCUUUGUUCAAAGUCUCCUUCCUCAUUUGAUCUGUCUUCACUGAGGAGCCCAGCAGCUCAAUCUUUAAUCUCCGGACCUUUUGUAACAUGUUAAUGCUUUGUCUCGCUUCUAAACAAGAUUUUGGCUUUUCUUGCAUUUGUGCUUCUAUAUUUCCAUACAACACGGACAGCACACGUUUCAUCACGGAGAAGCUAAGGUCUCCAGUCUACCAUGGAUGAGGAGAGAGAGGAAGGGGGUCCUCUCUCUAAAACCACUCUGUCUGGGGAACAUGGCCACCAGAGCAAAGCUAAGAGGCCAGAGCAACAGGAGAGGGCAGACUCCCCUGGACCCAGCUGUGUCUCCAUGAAGAGUGACUGGUCUAUGAGUCAACCUCCUGACCUUAAAGAUGAACGCCCCUCAAAUGAGGAAGGAAGGAGCCAGCAGAGAGCAGACUCCCCUGGACCCAGCUGUGUCUCCAUGAAGAGUGACUGGUCUAUGGGACAUCCUCCUGACCUUAAAGAUGGACGCCCCUCCAGAGACGAGAGCCCAGGGCAGCAGGAGAGAGCAGACUCCCCUGGACUCAGCUGUGCCUCCAUGAAGAGUGACUGGUCUAUGGGACAUCCUCCUGACCUUAAAGAUGGACGCCCCUCCAGAGAGGAGAGGCGACCCCAGGAGAGGUCAGACGUUACCAGUACUCAGUACUCAGAGCUGAUCAAGGGGGCUGAGGAGAACGCACAUGCUUUUUUAGCCAAGGAGCUGAAGAAGCUCUGGAGGGAUCUCUUCUCAGAUUUCCAACAAUACUCAGAGAGUCAGAGGAAAGAGGAGGAGGAGGCUGGUAAGAAUGAGGAGCAGAGGAGGCGUGCCAUAAAGGGAGUGGUAGACAUCACAAAGCUCUGCCUGAUGGAGAUGAACCAGGAGGAACUCGCCUGCAGGCUCGAGAGUGGAGCUGUUGCUGUCCAGUGGCAACAUGAACUCAAGGAUCAUCUGAAAAAGAAGUUACACUGUGUGUUUGAGGGAAUCGCUAGAGCAGGAGAGCAGAGACCUCUGAAUGAGAUCUACACAGAGCUCUUCAUCACAGAGAGAGGCAGUGGAGAGGUCAACAAGGAACAUGAGGUCAGACUGAUUGAAAAGGCGUCCAGGAAGCCAGCCAAUGAGGAAACACCAAUCAGAUGUGAAGAAAUAUUUAAACCCUUACCUACGCAAGAUAAACCAAUCAGAAUAAUAAUGACAACCGGAGUGGCCGGUGUUGGUAAAACCGUGUUAACACACAAGUUCACUCUGGACUGGGCUGAAGGCAAAUUCAACCAAGACAUAGACUUCACAUUUCUCCUCACUUUCAGAGAGCUAAAUUUACUGAAAGGGAAAGAGUUUAGCCUAAUGGAUCUUCUUCAUCAGUUUUCUGUUGAAAACAAAGAAGCAGGAAUCUACAGAUACGAACAUCACCAAGUAGUCUUCAUCUUGGAUGGUCUGGAUGAGUGUAGACUUGCUCUGGACUUCCAGAACAACCCCAUCUGGACUGAUGUCACCGAGCCGACCUCAGUGGACGUGCUGCUGACAAACAUCAUCAGGGGAGUCCUGCUUCCCUCCGCUCGCAUCUGGAUAACCACACGCCCUGCGGCAGCCAAUCAGAUCCCUGCUGAGUGUGUCGACAUGCUGACAGAGGUGAGAGGGUUCAAUGACCCACAGAAGGAGGAGUACUUCAGGAAGAGAUUCAGAGAGGGUACACUGGCCAGCACAAUCAUUUCUCACGUCAAGAAAUCUCGAAGCCUCCACAUCAUGUGUCACAUCCCAGUCUUCUGUUGGAUCACUGCAACAGUUCUGGAGGACUUCUUCAAAACAUCCCAGGGAGGAGAAGAGGUGCCCAAGACCGUGACUCAGAUGUACAGCCACUUCCUGAGGGUUCAGUCCAUACAGGCGGACAGGAAGUAUCGUGGGAGAGCUGAAACAGAUCAACACUGGAGUUCAGAGAGCACAGAGAACAUUACUUCUCUGGGGAAACUGGCAUUUAACCAGCUGGAGAAAGGCAACCUGAUCUUCUACGAGGCAGAUUUGAAAGAGUGUGGCAUAGAUAUCAUGGCAGCCUCAGUGUACUCAGGAGUGUUCACCCAGGUCUUUAAAGAGGAGUGUGGGCUGUACCAGGACAUGGUGUUCUGCUUUGUCCAUCUGAGCAUCCAGGAGUUUCUGGCAGCCCUUUAUGUCUUUCUGUCCUACAUCAACACUGGUGUCAAUUACAUAUCAAAAGAACAGCCAACUCCCAGGGAAGAUGAAUUCCUCCUCCUCUACCAGAGUGCUGUAGACAAGGCCUUACAGAGUGAGAACGGACACCUGGACUUGUUCCUCCGCUUCCUCCUGGGCCUCUCUCUAGAGACCAAUCUAAUACCCCUACAAGAUCUGCUGGGACCAAGAGGGAAUACAUUACUGGGCAAUCUAACUAAAAAAGUUCUGCUGGGAAAGACAGGAAGAAGGUCACGGAUCAAUACCCAAAUAGUCCAUUACAUCAAGGAGAAGUUAGAGGGAGAUCUCUCUCAAGAGAGAAGCAUCAAUCUGUUCCACUGUCUAAAUGAGCUGAACGACCGUUCUCUAGUGGAGGACAUCCAAAAGUACCUGACAUCAGGAAGUAUCUCCACAGAAGCUCUCUCCUCUACUCAGUGGUCAGCUCUGGUCUUCAUCUUACUGACAUCAGAAGAGGAUUUGGACAUGUUUUACCUGAAGAAAUACUCUGCUUCUGAGGAGGGUCUUCUGGGGCUGCUGCCAGUGAUCAAAGCCUCCAAAACAUCUCUGCUGAAUGGCUGUAAGCUGUCAGAGAGAUGCUGUGAAGCUCUUGCCUCAGUUCUCAGCUCCAACUCUUCUAGUCUGAGAGAGCUGGACCUGAGUUCCAAUGAUCUGCAGGAUUCAGGAGUGAAGCUGCUCUCUGCUGGACUGGGGAAUCCACACUGUGCACUGGAAACUCUCAGGCUGAAUGGCUGUGGUCUGUCAGAGAGAUGCUGUGAAGCUCUGGCCUCAGCUCUCAGCUCCAACUCCUCCAGUCUGAGAGAGCUGGACCUGAGUACCAAUGAUCUGCAGGAUUCAGGAGUGAAGCUGCUCUCUGCUGGACUGGGGAGUCCACAUUGUACACUGGAAACUCUCAGGCUGAAUGGCUGUCAGCUGUCAGAGAGAUGCUGUGAAGCUCUGGCCUCAGUUCUCAGCUCCAACUCCUCUCUUCUGAGAAAGCUGGACCUGAGUACCAAUGAUCUGAUGGAUUCAGGAGUGAAGCUGCUCUCUGCUGGACUGGGGAGUCCACACUGUACACUGGAAACUCUCAGGUUAUCUGGCUGCUUGAUCACACAGGAAGGCUUUGCUUCUCUGGCCUCGGCUUUGAGCUCCAACCCCUCCCAUCUGAGAGAGCUGGACCUGAGCUACAAUCACCCAGGAGACUCAGGAGCUAUGCUGCUCUCUACUCGACUGGAGGAUCCACUCUGGAGACUGGACACUCUCAGUGUGGAGCACGGUGGAUUGUGGAGGCUGAAACCAGCUCUAAAGAAGUAUGCCUGUGAACUCACACUGGACCCAAACACAGCCAACAUACGACUCUCUCUGUCUGAGGACAACAGAAACGUGACACGGUUUGAAGAGAACCAGUCGUAUCCGGAUCAUCCAGAGAGAUUUGACUCCUGCCCCCAGGUGUUGUGCAGAGAGGAUCUGACUGGCCACUGUUACUGGGAGGUAGAGUGGGAAGGAGAGGUAUGUAUAGGAGUGGCUUACAGAGGAAUCUCAAGGAGAGGAGGGGGUGAUAAAAGCGGGCUUGGAUGGAACAACAAGUCCUGGAUUCUUGAUUUUCGUGAAGGUCGCGAAGGUGCCCGACACAACGGUAGUCAAACAGCCAUACGUCUCCCCCCCGCUGGCUCUAACAGAGUAGGAGUGUAUCUGGACCGGCCCGCUGGCACGCUGUCCUUCUACAGAGUGUCCCCAGGUGGAGGAGGGUCCUUCGACACACUGACACACAUUCACACCUUCCAGUCCACCUUCACCCAGGAGGUCCUUCUCCCCGGGUUUCUGUUAAAUAAGACUGGUGCCUCAGUGUCUCUGUGUCCAUUGUAGCAACACACACAAACAAACAGACAGACCCAUAGAAAGACGCACACAAACAUAUGUACACAGACAUGAACAAAAACACUCAUCGUUCAAUAAUCUAUGAAUACAUAUACAUGCACACACGUACACAGACAUAAAAACACCCAAACUUACAAACAAAUAUUUACAUUAACACACACAGCCAAACACACCCAUACACACAAAAAUCGUUCAUGAAUCUAUAUACACACGCACAUAUCUACACAUACAUAAACACACACACAUCAUUCAUGAAUAUAUAAACACACACAUAAAAACACAUGCACACACACGUCUACAGACACAUUUUCACAGGCAUACACUCACACACACAUCGUUCAUGAAUGCAAACACAGAUCAGGUGGGUUUUGCCGGUGAGAAGCUGUAGGUAACAUCAGUGUCUCUCGUGGUUCAUCUCUCAGCCCUCUCUGUGUUCAGAUGGGCUGCUGAGCUUCAGAUUAGAGGGGGCCGCUUGGGUCUGGGGGGUCCUCACAGCCCUGACGUUGUUGAGGACCAGCUGUUAGGGGGACGUUUGAAUACAUGUUGACCAAUGGACGUACCUGUAGCGCAUGGAAAACACAAUACUUUGUGAUUGAUUUAAAUGCUGAACUGUACUCCAAAUUCUUAAAUUUAUUGGGCUUCUGAAAGGUUCAGCAUGAUAAACCAUGAAAGGAAGAUCUUCCUUUGGGUUAAGCAGGUUGUACAAGAUUUACUUUCUAAUGUCAAAAUGUGUUUUAAAUGUUGAUUGAUGGUACAUUAUUUUACUACAAUAUUUUUUAUAUUUAAACAUUGUCAAAAAGGUUUUUUAUUUUGCCAUGCCUGACAUGG
Gadus macrocephalus (Pacific cod) is the source of this 5286-nucleotide messenger RNA. Its product is annotated as NACHT, LRR and PYD domains-containing protein 12-like. NCBI's taxonomy places the organism in Eukaryota, Metazoa, Chordata, Actinopteri, Gadiformes, Gadidae. Bases 601 to 4446 code for a protein of 1281 amino acids. Gene Ontology annotation, molecular function: protein binding. The transcript is spliced from 14 exons. The record is from RefSeq and is a predicted model, not a curated record.